UCUCCGUCUUCGUCUUCUCCUCCUCCUCUCCUCUUCUCUCCGUUCUCUCUCUCUCUCCUCCGCCGCUUCUCUCUCUCUCGCUCGCUCUCGUGCGCGCGCGGCGAAUUCGCCGAGACGCGCAGGGAAUUUUAUUUGGAGAAAUCCCCUUUUUGUAUCCGUUUCUCCGGAUCCACAGCCCCGCCCUGUUAAUCCCGCAGAUUUCUUUCUUCGAUUUGUUUAUAUUCGUUUUUUUUUUCUCUCUUUCCCCUUCUCGCUGUUUGGCUUUUUAUUCGUUGGAUUGCGCGGGGGAGAGUUCGGUCGCCCGGAUUUCUUGGUGGUUUGCCUGGAUCUGGCGUGCUAGAGGCUCCCGCGCCCGAAUCCCGAUUCGAUUCGCCCUAGGCGCGGCGCGGCGCGGCGCUGCCUUGCCUCGGCGGGUUUGGAUCUCGCGGGGUUGGAGGGGGAGAAAAAGUGGGGCGGCAGAUUGGGUGAUAGAAUCGGAGCAGCAAGGGGAUGGAUCAUAUAGUUGGGGGCAAGUUCAAGCUCGGCAAGAAGAUCGGGAGUGGAUCGUUCGGGGAGCUCUUCGUCGCUGUUAAUGUGCAGACUGGAGAGGAAGCCGCCGUCAAAUUGGAAAAUGUUAAGACGAAGCACCCACAGCUUCAUUACGAGUCGAAGCUGUACAUGCUUCUGCAGGGAGGAACUGGUAUCCCACACUUGAAGUGGUUUGGCGUGGAGGGAGAAUACAAUGUGAUGGUGAUCGAUCUUCUCGGCCCAAGCCUUGAGGACCUAUUCAACUAUUGCAGUAGGAAAUUCUCGUUGAAGACUGUCCUCAUGCUUGCUGAUCAGAUGAUUAAUCGUGUUGAAUACAUGCAUCAGAAGGGAUUUCUUCACCGUGAUAUCAAGCCUGAUAAUUUCCUUAUGGGGCUUGGUAGGAAAGCCAAUCAGGUAUAUAUAAUAGAUUAUGGGCUUGCGAAGAAGUAUAGGGACCUUCAGACUCACAAGCACAUCCCAUACAGAGAGAACAAGAAUCUCACUGGAACAGCACGAUAUGCAAGUGUCAAUACCCACCUUGGUGUUGAGCAAAGCAGAAGAGAUGAUUUAGAAUCUCUUGGCUAUGUCCUUAUGUACUUCCUUAGAGGCAGUCUACCGUGGCAGGGGCUGAAAGCGGGCACUAAGAAGCAGAAAUAUGACAAAAUCAGCGAGAAAAAGAUGCUUACUCCUGUGGAGGUUCUUUGCAAAUCCUACCCAUGUGAAUUCAUUUCUUACUUCCACUACUGCCGUUCAUUGCGGUUUGAAGACAAGCCUGAUUAUUCUUACUUAAAGAGGCUAUUCCGUGAUCUCUUUAUCCGGGAAGGAUAUCAAUUUGACUAUGUAUUUGACUGGACCAUUUUGAAAUAUCCCCAGAUAGGCUCCAAACCACUGAUGAGGCCAAGUGAAAGAACUAGUGGAGCAGCAGGACCUUCUAUGGAGAAGAUGGAGAAGGCCCCAGGUGAAGCAUCCAGCAGAAGGAAUCCUACUGGUUCUUUGAAUCAGAGUGACAGUUAUGCACAACGGCCAUCGAUGUCACUAAAGGAAAUCAUGCAUAGCACAGACCGUUCUGGCGAAAGGACCGUGGAAAGGCCCCGCACAUCCUCUCGUACAGGCAGCGCAUCAAGGAGAGCGAUUGCAUCAAGCAGCAGGCCAGGUUCAUCGGCGGAGCCGAUGGAGCAGCAGUACAGCCGGACAAGCAGGUUGUUCUCAAGCAACAACAGUGGAAGCCGCCCUUCCAGCACGCAGAGGGUUAACCCAUCGGUUGGAGAGUCAAGGGCCACUUCUCUCUCACGAGCGGCCGUCGCGAGAGGGUCCCGCGACGAGCCUCUCCACCGCAGCCUGGAGCUCCUGUCCCUUGGAGGUGGCAAGAGGAAAUGAAAUGAUGGAGAAGAGAAGAAGAGGAAGGAACUCCCCAAGAACGAAGAAGAAAGAACGCUGUUUGCGACUCUGUAAAUGACAGGAUUAUCGCCUAUUUGUCAACAGUUCCCCAGGAGCAUCCCCAUAAUUUCAUGGUGCUUCCGGCCUGUUGUAUCAUUGCUUCAUAGAUAGCAAUAAUUUGAUUUUGUUGUGUGUGUUGUUCGCUGUUGCGUUAGGGCCAAGUCCUAGCUUUGUGAUGGAUUAAUUUAGAGGUGGUCAAGAUUCACCAUAUUUAUGUUUCUUUACCUUACCUUACCCCCCCUUGGACUUGGCAACUUUUCCUGAGAGACAAACUACCUACCUCGUGUAUCUCUUCCGCUUUGUUCAACUCUGGAUUUGGUUAUUCAACACAAGUUGAU
Oryza brachyantha (malo sina) is the source of this 2282-nucleotide messenger RNA. Its product is annotated as casein kinase I. NCBI's taxonomy places the organism in Eukaryota, Viridiplantae, Streptophyta, Magnoliopsida, Poales, Poaceae. Gene Ontology annotation, cellular component: nucleus; cytoplasm. Bases 490 to 1884 code for a protein of 464 amino acids. Gene Ontology annotation, biological process: signal transduction; peptidyl-serine phosphorylation; endocytosis. The record is from RefSeq and is a predicted model, not a curated record. Gene Ontology annotation, molecular function: protein serine/threonine kinase activity; ATP binding. The transcript is spliced from 14 exons.